Molecule: messenger RNA, 2044 nt
Organism: Aplosporella prunicola CBS 121167
Lineage: Eukaryota; Fungi; Ascomycota; Dothideomycetes; Botryosphaeriales; Aplosporellaceae
Exons: 5
Coding region: 134-1831 (565 amino acids)
Biological process (GO): RNA processing; mRNA 5'-splice site recognition
Cellular component (GO): U1 snRNP; commitment complex; U2-type prespliceosome
Molecular function (GO): protein binding
Source: RefSeq, a predicted model, not a curated record
CGUCCACAACCCGCCCCUCGGCCUCACCCUCUCUCUCUCUUGCGCACCCGUCUCCCCCGCCACCUCCACGCCCUUUCACCGCCCCACCCGCUUCCUAGCCUCCCGCCGUCUUCCAUCGCGCAGCCACGACACAAUGGCCGACCUUAGCUUCCUGGGAAUGGACGACGACUUUGCUGAGCUGAGGGACCUGAAUCAGAAGCUGUUUGAGAACCCCGAUGAUUUCGACGCCUGGGAGAAGGUUGUGCGCGCCGCAGAGUCGCUGGAAGGCGGCCUCAACCGCAACUCGAGCCCUUCCUCCAUCGCCGCCACGCGUUCCGUCUACGACAAAUUCCUCGCAAAGUUCCCUCUGGUCUUUGGAUACUGGAAGAAGUAUGCCGACUUGGAGUUCUCCAUCGCAGGCACCGAGGCCGCGGAAAUGGUGUACGAGCGUGGCGUUGCCAGCAUCGCCAGCUCCGUUGAUCUCUGGGCAAACUAUUGCGCCUUCAAGGUCGACACCUGCCACGACUCAGAUGUGAUCAGAGAACUGUUCGAGCGCGGCGUGGCAUGCGUCGGCCUGGACUUCUUGGCACACCCCUUUUGGGACAAGUACAUUGAGUUCGAGGAACGCCUCGAGGCCUUCGAUAGGAUUUUCGUCAUUCUGAAGAACAUUAUCCUUAUCCCAAUGCAUCAGUACGCGCGCUAUUUCGAGCGUUUCCGGCAGCUAUCGCAAACGCGCCCGGUCACAGAGCUCGUUCCGGAGAACAUCCUGGCGCAGUAUCAGACCGAGCUUCUGGCGCUCGGCCCCAAGAGCGAAGUCGAGACGGAGCGCGAGCUGCGUGCAAGGAUCGAUACCCAUUACCUUGAGGUCUACAACAAGACGCAGACCGAGGUCGGUGCGCGCUGGGUCUACGAGGCCGAAAUCAAGCGGCCGUACUUCCACGUUACGGAUUUGGACGAGCCGCAGUUGGCUAAUUGGAGAAAGUACCUGGAUUAUGAGGAGGCCAAUGGCACCUAUGAGCGUACUUCAUUCCUUUACGAAAGGUGUUUGGUUACGGCUGCCUACUACGAGGAGUUCUGGUUCCGUUAUGCGCGGUGGAUGCUAGCUCAGCCCAACAAGGAGCAGGAGGUUCGCAACAUCUAUCAGCGCGCUAGCUGUCUGUUUGUGCCCAUAGCGCAUCCGUCGAUUCGUAUUCAGUACGCAAUCUUCGAGGAGCAGGCUGGCAGGGUCGAUGUCGCUGAGGCUAUCUACGAUGCCAUCCUUGUCAGUCUUCCCGGCCAAGUCGAGACCAUCGUUUCCUGGGCCAAUUUGGCUAGGAGGCACCGUGGCAUCGACGCAGCCAUUACCGUGCUUCGUGGCCAGAUCGAAAGUGCCGAGGUUCCUAGCCAAGCCAAGGGUACCUUGGUCGCCGAAUGGGCUCGUCUUCUGUGGAAGAUCAAGGGCUUUCCGGACGAGGCCCGUCAAAUUUACCAGGCGAACACGGCCAACUACCUCGACGUUCGCGCAUUCUGGUACGGCUACCUCAUGUUCGAGAUUGAGCAGCCCUUCACUCCUGAGACGGAUACCACCCAGCACGAGCGUAUCAAGCAAGUGCACACCGCCAUCAGCACAGACAGCCUGCUUCCGUUACCCACCAUGCGCGAACUGACGUUCCUGUACAUGAAAUACCUGCUUGAGCGUGGCACCAAGGAGGCUGCCAAGGAAUGGCUGCAGCUGGAUCGGGAGAUCAACGGCCCCAACUCGGUCGCCGCUCCUUCGAAAAACAGGCCUGAGCCCAAGCCCCUCGCGCCUGCGCAGUCAGUGGAGGUCAUGCCGUGGCUUCGUCGGGCAGAGGACAUCUACUCCAACUUCUGAGCAGGACUGUAUCAAUCACCAGGCUCGACACUGAAUGAAUGAAGGGACCUUCAUGAUUUCGGGUUGCCAAGACCCUGUCUUCAGUUGAUGUUUCGCUACUUGUCUUCUUUCUCGGGAACACAUGUCCUCCCUUGACGAAGACAAGACUUUAACCCUCAAACUUUGAUCCCCGAUUUCCCUCGCGCGUGGCCCCCACGGGGCGAUGGACGCAUC